This is a messenger RNA of Lathyrus sativus (Indian pea), 1500 nucleotides long. The record is from the annotation of a GenBank genome assembly. Lineage: Eukaryota; Viridiplantae; Streptophyta; Magnoliopsida; Fabales; Fabaceae.
AUGGAGCUUCACAACAACUUUUCUAACUUUACUUUAAUGGCAUCCUUUCUCUUCCUCUUGCUACUAUUCAAAAUAGUUCAGAGAUGGAAUACUUCUAAAAAAUCUUACCCUAAUUUACCACCAGGACCAUGGAGAUUGCCCUUCAUAGGGAACAUACAUCAGACAAUUAGCAGCCCAUUGCCUCAUCGUUCCCUCAAAACUAUGGCCCAAAAGUAUGGAUCAUUGAUGUACCUAAAACUUGGUGAGGUACCAUACAUAAUAGUUAGUUCACCAGAAGUAGCCAAAGAGAUUAUGAAAACACAUGACCUCAGCUUUUGUGAUAGGCCAAGCCUUAUGUUGCCCACAAUAUUUAGUUACAAUGGCACUGAUAUUUUAUACUCUAGAUAUGGAGAACCCUGGAGGCAACUGCGUAAAAUAUGCGGUACUGAGCUAUUGAGUGCAAAGCGUGUCCAGUCAUUUAGGUCCAUAAGAGAAGAAGAGGUCUCAGAUCUUGUUAAAUCAAUAGCUGCAAGCGAAGGAUCUGUUGUUAAUCUUUCUCUUAAGAUUUCCGAUAUGACGCAUGCGUUUGUGGCGAGGGCAGCUUUUGGAAAAAAGAUUAAACACCAUCAAGCAUUCAGAUCAGCAAUUGAUGAAAUAUCAAGUUUGCUCGGAGGAUUUUGUCUUGCUGAUUUGUAUCCAUCAAUUAGAAUGCUUCAAAGCAUGAGUAUGGCAAAGACAAAAUUUGAAAAACUUCACAGAGAGAUUGAUGUGAUAAUGCAAGAUGUCGUAGAUGAUCACAGGAAUGUAAGCAAGGAUGAAGAUAUAGUUGAUGCUCUUCUCAAGAUUCAACAGGAAAAUGAACAAUCACAACAUCCUCUGACUGACACAAAUAUAAAAUCAAUCAUCCUGGACAUGUUUUCUGCUGGUAGUGAAACAUCAUCAGGGUUUAUGGGAUGGUGUAUGUCUGAGAUAGUAAAGAAUCCAAAGGUAAUGGAAGAAGUGCAAGCUGAAGUAAGAAGAGUGUUUGACAAAAAAGGGUAUGUAGAUGAAUCAGAGUUGCACCAGUUGAUAUACUUAAAGUGUGUCAUCAAAGAAACACUAAGGCUACAUCCUCAUGCACCAAUGUUACUUCCAAGAGAAAGUAGGGAGAGAUGCCAAAUAAAUGGGUAUGAUAUCCCAGCUAAGACAAUGGUAUUGAUCAAUGCUUGGGCUAUUGGAAGAGAUCCAAGGUAUUGGGUUGAAGCUGAGAGUUUUAAACCGGAGAGGUUUCUUGAUAGUAAAAUUGAUUUCAGAGGCACAGACUUUGAAUUCAUACCAUUUGGUGCAGGAAGAAGGAUUUGUCCAGGAAUUGGAUUUGUCAUAGCGAUUAUUGAGCUAUCUCUUGCUCAAUUACUUUACCACUUUAAUUGGAAGCUUCCAAAUGAUAUGAAAAAUGAAGAAUUAGAUAUGACUGAGUCACCUGGGGUUACGGUAACAAGAAAACAUGGCCUAUGCUUGAUUCCUAUUAUUCGUCGUCCUUGA